Molecule: messenger RNA, 2257 nt
Organism: Suricata suricatta (meerkat)
Lineage: Eukaryota; Metazoa; Chordata; Mammalia; Carnivora; Herpestidae
Gene: EPDR1
Product: ependymin related 1
Exons: 4
Coding region: 1-822 (273 amino acids)
Biological process (GO): cell-matrix adhesion
Cellular component (GO): lysosome; extracellular region
Molecular function (GO): calcium ion binding
Source: RefSeq, a predicted model, not a curated record
AUGCCCUUCAGGGUGCUAGUGGCACCGCUGCCACUGCAUUUCCUGUUGGCAGCAGAGAGCAAAGCGAAAACAGAAGCCGCAGCGGGCAGCGGCCCAGUCAGAAAUAGCUCCCGCGAUUCUCCGGAGCCUUCCGGGGCCGCGGUUCCGGCUCCCGCACCGCGCGCUCGCGACCUGAUCGCAGCCGUUGCGGAGGCCGCGCGGAGAGCGCACGGCGCACGGGCGGCAGCGCCGGGGGCGGGGGCCGGGGGCGCCCCUGUGACCCCGCGCCCGUGCCUGGCGCCGCAGCAGUGGGAGGGCCGCCAGGUUCUCUACCGGCAAAGCACCGGGCGCAACAGCCGCUCCCUCCUCUCCUACGACGGACUCAACCGGCGCGUGCGGGUGCUGGACGAGCGAAAGGCGCUGAUCCCCUGCAAGAGAUUAUUUGAAUAUAUUUUGCUCUAUAAGGAUGGAGUGAUGUUUCAGAUUGAGCAAGCCACCAAGCAGUGCUCCAAGAUCACCCUGACGGACCCUUGGGAUCCUCUAGACAUUCCUCAGAACGCCACCUUUGAGGACCAGUACUCCAUCGGGGGGCCCCAAGAGCAGAUCACGGUCCAGGAGUGGUCUGACAGAAAGUCAGCUAGAUCGUAUGAAACCUGGAUUGGCAUUUACACAGCCAAGGAUUGCUACCCUGUCCAGGAAACCUUCACCAAAAAUUACAGCGUCAUAUUGUCCACGAGGUUUUUCGACAUACAGUUGGGCAUUAAAGACCCGUCGGUGUUUACCCCGCCCAGCACCUGCCAGAUGGCCCAGACGGAGAGGAUGGGUGAGGACUGCUCCUGGUGAGCCCUUGGGUGCAGAAGUGGCCUCGGACGUCAUCCCCACCUCGAAAGGGAUUUGAGGCUUUUGAGAAAUGAGAACCUUCACUGGAGAUGAAUGUCCUCCUUGUAAGAAGAUGCACAUCUGAUAGAGGGUUCUUUGUAUAUAUUUUUUUGACUACUCAAGCUUUGUUUACAGAAGGGAGUGGACUGGAGAAUGUGUGGUGAUAGGAACGGAAGAGAGGGUGAACCUGGGGAUUUUAGGCAGGUGUACAGCCUGUGUGGCGCUGUGCGGUCUGCGUGUGCAGGUGUAUCUAAGCGCACUGGUGUGCACGGGUGGGAGUCGGCAGGAGCGCUUUGCCUGGUGGGGAGGAGUGUUUCAUGACUGACGUGACACAAGAUUGCUGCCACGGGGUGAUAAUAAAAUGCAGGAUGAUCUUGGUCAGUUUUUCUGUAAACUUUUACACACUCUACAGAUAACGGCUCCUUUAUUGCCCGCACCCGGGUGGCCACUCCUCCCCCAGCCCCGCCUCCUGCUCCCAUGGCCACUGACAAAGUGAUUCCUUAAAAUCCCUUCCAGACAUAAGGGCUUUAUGGCAUGACCUGAGUGAUGUAAAUUUGGGGAGGAAAUGAAAGGCCAGAAAGCAAUUAUUCCUCCAAGAGACACUGUAAGAUGAGAGGGUUUGAAAAUCUUGAUGUCUAUACCUGGGGAAGCAUGAGCUAUGUAUGUUUCCUUUUUUCUAUGCAAGAGUACUGAUCUAUAUGUGCCGAAUCAUCACAUAUUUGUCAGGGGACCUAGAAAGACCGACAGUAUUCUCAAAAUAGCACUGAAUUGGAAAUCAGGAGACAAUUGUCUUCAAAAUCCAGGAGAGGAAUUCCUUUGUACUUGAACUCCUUUGACUGACUAGAUGCACUCCGCCUUCCCUCACCUGGGCCUUCCUGGGGCACUUGUUUCACACCUUCUUCGUCUAUAUGACCUCUGUUCACCCCUGCCAGGUCAGCUCACACUUGACCUUCAGAGAGCUGCUCCCGAGCCUCCAUCGGGGCACCCCAUAGCUUGAGCAUGCUGUUCUCACGACACUGCUUCGGCUGUGUGUCAGCUUCCUGCUUACUGGACACUAUUCCCCACUAGUUUGGCUGCGAGUUCCUUGACUCUGGGUGUCGUGUUUGCCUUUAUGUGCCCAGCACCAAGUAAGUGCCUGGCACACGGUCAGUGCCCUAAACAUUUGUAGAGUGGGGGAUGCCAGCCCGUCUGGUCCUUAGUUUCCUCAUCUGUUCAAGGGUUGGGUUUGGUUUGCUGACCUCGAGAGAGAGUCUCAGUAGUAAAAUUUAUUAUUCUAGAUUCUUCUGCAAUUGUUUCAUCUGGCUACCUAUCACCUAUUAGUAGGAGAAAUGUGUGACAUUUGUAACAUGCUGAAAGCAAUCUGUAUUACAGUUUAUUUCAAUAAACAAGUUUAAUUGCA